AUGCAAAAACCUAUUCAUCAAACAAGUCGGACCUGUGCAACCUGGUUUUCCACUUCUCAAGUUCAGGAAAUUGCUUUCAAGUUGCACCAGAAGGACAACGAUUUUGAAGUCAAGCAGUCAAUAUGUGGUCAAGAUUUUAUCGCUGACAUAUGUGGUUGCGUCAAUGUUACAACUCCGGUAAUAACCUAUCUAGUGGAUUUACAAGGCGUUCAAGUUCCCAUCUGGAAAGCGGCGGUGUGGUACCCAAAAGUAAGCACAGAUAAGAAGAAUCUUGAGAAGCUAUCGAUAGACAAUCCCCCAGACACCUGUGUUGAUCUCAAAUCUAACAAUGACGACAUCAAGGAAUUUAUAUUUCACAAGCAGGAAUUAGUUGAAUGCUGGUUAGUCGUUGUAUCAGAUGUGUGCCAUGUCACCGGUGAGGAAAGAUUUGAAAUUCUAAUGUGGAACAUGCGACAACUGGAGGAUGUACAGAAUGAUCUGCAACAGUUGGUUAAAGAUUUGUUUGCCUCCUUGGAAAGUUGUCAUAACAAAUGUUUGUCAAGCCUCCAGCAUACCCUUACCUGCAUGGACAUGGACACUCUUGUCAAUCUCCUAGUAGGCAAGCGCAAUAAAGCAUGUGGUUAUCUGUCCCUGACACAUGAAGAUGACUUUGUCGAAUAUGGCAAAAGGGAGUUCAAGAAAUUUUACAAUUAUGUUUGCUCUCUAGAUCAUGUAAAAGAACUGGUGGAAAAUCAUUUUACGGAAUUAAAACUAAGGACUGUAUAUAGUGAUGAGAUAUUAGUCAAGCUGAAGAACAACACUUUGAAGAUUAUAUUGUGGACACCCCUGCAUUUGCAAAUUCUAUCUAGUUAG
This is a messenger RNA of Paramuricea clavata, 852 nucleotides long. NCBI's taxonomy places the organism in Eukaryota, Metazoa, Cnidaria, Anthozoa, Malacalcyonacea, Plexauridae. The record is from the annotation of a GenBank genome assembly.